Molecule: messenger RNA, 549 nt
Organism: Panicum virgatum (switchgrass)
Lineage: Eukaryota; Viridiplantae; Streptophyta; Magnoliopsida; Poales; Poaceae
Exons: 2
Coding region: 32-433 (133 amino acids)
Source: RefSeq, a predicted model, not a curated record
CGGAACGGCGGCGGCUACGAACGCACCGGAGAUGAAUGAGCUGCAGCACAAAGAGGGCACGUCUACCCCACGAGGCUCGGCACUGAUUGACUGCCUCUUCGUCGCCCCGACGCCACCACUGCUGAACCACGACGACAUCCUACAGAAUGGCAAGGCUCCAACCGAGGACGCUCCAACACCGCCUACACUAGCAAUGCCGUCCAAGCGUAAGCGCCGUCGCCGUGUCUUUGACAUGACUGCGGAAUUCCUGGCCAUGUUCCAGGGACCGCUACCGUACUACAUCGUCGCUGCACUGACGGCUGCCUUCAACCUCGACGAUGAUGGCGCUGAGGAGCUAGAUGAAGCGCUCGCUGCUGUAGCUGGGGAUGCGAUCGAGAAUCUCCAAGAUGAAGCAGCGAGCCUCCAGGUGUCGGCGCAGGCUGCAGCAGCCUGAUCGGCGAUUGCUGCCAAUUCUUCCUAGCGUCCCACCUAGUUUAAUGAUAACUAAACCACUGCCAGCAUUUCAUUUCAGAGCGGCUUGUCAACGCUCAAAACUCCUUUCAUUCGGCG